AUGGUGCAGAUCAAAUUCCUGUUCGCUUUCAUCGCGGUGAUGACAAUUUUAGUCCUGGCCGCCGACAUGGCUUCGGCCUAUGAUUGUCUUUCUGGAAAAUAUAGUGGUCCUUGCUUCUUUUGGGAUGUAGAGCACUGCAGGCGUCUUUGCAAAGAGGAAGGACGAGUCAGCGGACACUGCAGUCUCAAAUUGGCGUGCUGGUGCGAAGGAUGCUAA
This is a messenger RNA of Drosophila rhopaloa, 216 nucleotides long. Its product is annotated as drosomycin-like. Bases 1 to 216 code for a protein of 71 amino acids. Gene Ontology annotation, biological process: defense response. Lineage: Eukaryota; Metazoa; Arthropoda; Insecta; Diptera; Drosophilidae. The transcript has a single exon. The record is from RefSeq and is a predicted model, not a curated record.